AUGAGCUCAACAGAUACACCUGGUUCCAGGCGACGAUCAUGGUGGCAAAGGACUUCAGCUGCAUUUAAACGACCGUCUCAUAAAAAGACGACUGACGAUAAGCCGACAACGGAGCCUUCUCAAACACCGGAUAUUCAAUUGGUUACAGAAGCUCACGAAGUAGAAUCGGCUGGCAAUUCUUUCAAAGGUCACGAUGUAGCUUCAUCAUUACGGGUACAGCAUGUGAAAUCGGAAGUAUCGAGCAAUACAUCUGAGGUAGAAUCGAGUGAAUCAAUUCGCAGUAAACCAUGGAUUUCCAAAAAAUUAGCGCUUGAGCAAGGCGUGUUUAAUGAUGAAAAUGAUCCCUCCAAACCUGCUUCACAAGACGGUCCGUCUAUAUCUCAACAAAAUUCAGACGCACACCAAGAUCGACAUCCAAGCGUUGCAGAAGAAUUCAAGGCGAACAUUGAGCGAUUAGCUGGACAAAAUGAGGAUAAUCGGAUGCAAGUGGAUCAAAACGCAAACAAUUAA
Molecule: messenger RNA, 510 nt
Organism: Radiomyces spectabilis
Lineage: Eukaryota; Fungi; Mucoromycota; Mucoromycetes; Mucorales; Radiomycetaceae
Exons: 2
Coding region: 1-510 (169 amino acids)
Source: RefSeq, a predicted model, not a curated record